UAGAAUGGCAAUGUUUACUUUCAGAUAAGUUUUCAAAACUAAAUAUUUUUAGUUGGCAACGCAAGUGAAAGUUGUCUGUUCUGUAAAAAUGUUAAAUAUGGAUGAGAAUCAAAUGCAAGACAUUUGCCGGGUUUGUAGAUCAGAGGCUACUCCAGAAAAGCCUUUAUAUCACCCAUGCAUUUGUACUGGGAGUAUUAAAUUUAUUCAUCAAGAAUGCUUAUUACAAUGGCUCAAGUAUAGUAGAAAAGAAUAUUGUGAACUCUGUAAUCAUAGGUUCUCAUUUAUGCCCAUAUAUUCACCAGAUAUGCCAAAAAGAUUGCCGAUAAAAGAUAUUUUUAGUGGACUUCUACGUAGUUUAGGAACUGCUGUAAGAUUUUGGCUCCAUUAUACUCUAGUUGCAGUUGCAUGGUUAGGAGUGGUGCCACUUACUGCUUGUCGAAUAUAUCGUUCUUUAUUUACUGGUUCUUUUAGUUCUAUUAUCAGCUUACCAGGUGAUCUGCUUUCUACAGAAAACGUGUUUUCUGACAGCCUGUAUGGAUGUUGUGUUGUCACAUGCUGUUUAUGUGCUUUUAUUAGUUUGGUGUGGCUGCGUGAACAGAUUUUACAUGGUGGUGGACCUGAGUGGCUAGAAAAUGAACAAGAAGCACUACAUAAUGCAGCUGAUCAGCCUGUAGAGUUCGCUAACAAUAAUCUUCAAGCGAAUGCACCGGCUAUCAAUCCGCCGGAUAACGAUGAAGAUGGUAACGAAGGAAAUAAUGGUGCUCAAGAUGUGAAUAACUGGAAUCCUAUUGAAUGGGAUCAUGCUGCUGAAGAACUUACUUGGGAAAGGCUUCUGGGAUUGGAUGGAUCACUAGUUUUCUUAGAACAUGUAUUUUGGGUUGUGUCACUAAAUACGCUUUUUAUAGUUGUUUUUGCGUUUUGUCCAUAUCACAUUGGGCAGUUCUCAAUAUCCUGUUUUGGAUUUAAAGAAUAUCUGAAUGCUCCUGAAUUUGAAGGCUUAUUAACGACUCUAUUUGGGUAUAUCAACAUAGGAAUAGCCUUAGCUUUGCUGCAUGGUGCUGCUGCUAUUAUCCGGUUAAAUAAAACAAGAAGAUUGCUUGGAAUAUGUUACGUUGUCAUCAAGGUGUCCCUUCUGUCUGUUAUUGAAAUAGGAAUUUUCCCACUUGUCUGUGGAUGGUGGUUAGAUAUAUGCUCUUUGACUAUGUUGGAUGCUACUAUUCAUGAUAGAGAAGCUGGCUUUAGACUUGCUCCUGGCACUUCCAUGUUUAUUCAUUGGCUUGCAGGCAUGGUUUACGUGUUUUACUUUGCAUCUUUUAUAUUAUUGCUCAGAGAAGUUUUACGACCUGGUGUUCUGUGGUUUUUAAAGAAUCUCAAUGAUCCUGAUUUUAAUCCCAUUCAAGAGAUGAUUCACUCUCCUAUUUUGAGACAUAUUCGAAGAGUGUUGGUCUCAUUAGUAACAUUUGGAACUACUAUUCUCCUUGUUGUUUGGCUUCCAGUUCAAAUUAUUGAAAAAAUGGCACCUGGAUUCCUUCCUUAUCACGUAGUAUUGUCAAGUGAGAUGCCAUAUAGUGAGCUAUCAUUAGAGUUAGUUCUGUUGCAAGUGGUAUUGCCUGCCCUUUUAGAACAAGGUCAUAUGAGGCAGUGGCUCAAAUUUUUUGUUCGCACCUGGUGCAUAGGAGUGUCUUAUAUUUUAGAUAUUAGAUCAUAUCUUUUAGGAGAUGUUGAGAUUGAGGAACAGCAACCUGAAGCUGCUGCGGUGGAUGCUCCAGCUCCUGCCGAGGGAGAUGCUCAAGAUGGAUUUCAAGGUGGAGCUUUGGCAGCUGCCCACCAGGCACUCUUCCAACCUGUCAGUCCUUCUGGCUUUCAACCAUACAAGAGACCUAGGUUUUUGCCAUUCAAGAUUAUUUGUUUGAUUAUGUUCAUAUGCAUUAGUUUAACAGUGGGAAGCUUAAUCAUGAUUACUGUGCCAGUGUACGUUGGAAGAAAACUGAUGUCAUUAUGGCUUGGUAGCACCAAAGUACAUGAAUUAUAUACUAUUGGGUGUGGACUUUAUGUAUGCUGGAUUAUUUUGCGUGUAUGCACACUACUGUGGAGCUGGAUCCCUAGGGGGUGGAACACCGUUUCUGCCAAACUAAAGGAAUGGAUUCUCAUAGCUGUAAAAAUGAUUUGUGCGAUGAGUGUGCUUCUGGGUUUUAUUCCAGUGUUGUUUGGACUCUUAUUAGAUCUUGUACUCACUGUUCCUGCUAGAGUAUCUCUUCACCACACUCCUUUAAUCUCACUUUGGCAGGAUUGGGCCAUAGGUGUGCUGCUCACUAAAACCUUCUGUGCGGUUGUACUUGUUGGACCCAAUUGGUGGAUUAAGAGAGUCAUCGAGCAGGUAUACCUCGGAGGUAUUCGUAAUAUCAACCUACGUUUAAUUUUCACCGAACUUGCUUUACCAGUUAUAAUGGUUUUGGGUCUCUCCCUUGCCUUGCCUUACAUAGCAGCAUGCAGUAUCAUUCCAAUGUUCACCUCCAGUUUUGAGCUUCAAAAUUUUGUUUACCGAAGGAUAUAUCCUGCAGUUUUAGCGCUUUGUCUUACUUUAGCUGGCAUAAUUUUUCAAGUGCGACAAUUUUUCCGGCUCUAUGAGCACAUUAAAAAUGACAAAUAUUUAGUAGGCAAAAGAUUGGUAAAUUAUGAACAUCGAAGACUUGCUAAUGUGGCUCCAACCCCAACAGAUAGCACAACAUCUAACUCUUGAAAUUAGAACUACUCCAUCUAAAUAUUUCAAUUCAAUUGAAGAUUGUGUCAAAACUGUGAUUUGCACUUUUCUGAAGAAAAAAAAAACAUCUCGUAGAGUUCACUCAGCCUCUGAUGUCAAAAUUCUGAGAGUAAAACUUGCAAUAUUGAUACAUGACACAAGUUUUAGUGCUAACUCCUUUAGCUUAAAGAAAAGUGUGUUGAAUAAAUAUGUAUAUCGGCAAUAUUUUAAGUUAUUUUUAUGAUAUUUAAGAAUGGUUGCUUUCAUUAUAUUCUUAUCUUUUAUUCAAAAUUUCUUCAAAAAUGUGAGAAUGAAUGAAGUCUCUUAUAAAGAAUAAAUUUCAUUUAACAAUUGGUGUUAAUAUUGUUUUUAAGCAAAUGCAACCACUAUAAUACGUGUAAAUAUGUUUUUGGUUAGGCUCUGUAUGUAUAUGUUUCAAUGAAAUCAUUUAUUUUAUUUCCUCAGUUGUAAAUGUUUGGUGUUAAUAUAUAUUAUAUUUCCCUUAUUGUGAACAAGAAUAAGCAAGUGACAUCAUGUAAAUGUCAUGAAAUGUGAUAAUUGAACUUUACUAUUCUCAAGCUGUUAUGCAUAGUAUAUGAGAAUUAUCUUUUUAUAAUUUU
Parasteatoda tepidariorum (common house spider) is the source of this 3360-nucleotide messenger RNA. Its product is annotated as E3 ubiquitin-protein ligase MARCHF6. Gene Ontology annotation, cellular component: endoplasmic reticulum membrane. The record is from RefSeq and is a predicted model, not a curated record. Gene Ontology annotation, molecular function: zinc ion binding. NCBI's taxonomy places the organism in Eukaryota, Metazoa, Arthropoda, Arachnida, Araneae, Theridiidae. Gene Ontology annotation, biological process: ERAD pathway.